GCCCAUGGAACCCUGGCGGAUCCUGCCUCUCCGCGACCACCACCCCGACGCGACAAUGGGCCUCGACGACUUUGAGCGCGAGCUUGCCGCGAGCAAGGCGAAGGACUCGCGCAAAGAAGCGCACCGGAAGCGGGACCGCAGCCGGAGCCGCGACAGGCACCGGCACAGGCACCACCAUGCGUCGCGUCGCGACGACGACGGCGAAGAACGACACCGACACAAGCGCUCCAAGCACCAUCGCGAAACCUCCGAAGAGCGCGCAGGCCGAAAGCGACGCGAGCGCGAACGUGACGAAGACAAGGACGCCCGCUCACGGCGCAAGCAAAAGGGCCGCAGAAGCCCGUCGCCCUCGGACCACGACGACCGCCUCACGAGCAAGCGCAAGUCACGCAACCACAUGUACGAAGAGGACUCUCCUUCCGAUGACGAACCCAUGGACAAGGACUAUCCUCCCCCCAACGACGACUUCCUGGACCACCAGCUCGAGGAAGCUGCCGACGCAAACCUGCAGCGCGACGACUGGAUGCGUGCGCCUUCGUCCAUGGAUGUCGACUACGUACAGCCAAAGAAGCGCGAGGACAAGAGCACCUUUGUCGGCGCGUCCGCCGAGCAGAAGCAUGCGCUCAAGAUCCACCAGGCCGAGCUCAACCGCCACCUGAGUGAUGUUCAGGGAGAAGGCCCUGCCGUCGAAGAGGAGCCAAUACACCGAGAAGUGUCGUACACAUUUGGCGAUUCUGGCUCGCAAUGGCGAAUGACCAAGUUGAAAGGCGUAUAUCGGAUCGCAGAAGAGGAGCGUCGGCCGGUGGAAGAGGUUGCGCUUGAGAAGUACGGUGACCUGCGCGACUUUGAUGAUGCUAGGGAGGAAGAGAUCGAAGUCGACCGACGGAAAACGUACGGGCGAGACUACGUCGGGAAAGAGAAGCCUUCAGGAGAGCUUUUCGAGGAACGACGACUGAAAGCAGGCAUUCACAGGCCUCCCCGAGAGCAUCCGCACCCGCAAGACGACUUACCACAAGGCCAAGUGGUUUCCGAUCCACGCCCGACAGCGAACACGGUCGUCCUCAGCCAGACAGAGCUCAACAAGCUCAAGGCACAGAUGAUGAAAGCAAAAAUGAAGGGUGCUGCCAAUGCGGCCGAGCUGGAAGCACAAUAUAACGCUGCAGCGUCUGGUGCUGCCAACCGCGUAGAACCGGAUGUCGUGAUACUCAAUUCCAUGGACAACCGCAUGCUGGCAGGCGGCCGGCAAGGCGAAGUCAAGGAGUUGACAAACAAGAGGGGACGGGAGCGCGGCCUUGUUGUUGAGAAUGACGACAUGUCCGUUGAGGAUAUGCUCAGGCAAGAACGACGCACCAAAGGUCAGGCGGGUGGUGAGGGUAUGUUGCUAGCAGAGAAGAUUGCAAAAGACUCCAAAUUCGAUAACGACCUUGACUAUAUCGAUGAGAACGCCGAGAAACUCGCCACUCGCGCUCCGAAGUCCACGAUCAACCUUCGCAACCAAGCAAUUUCCGAGUACCAACGCACAAACCGCAUUCUCGACUCCUGUCCCCUCUGUCAUCACGAAGACAAGUCUCCUCCGCAACCGCCCACCGCACCGAUUCUCUCUCUUGCCACCCGUGUCUUCCUCACCUUGCCCACUGAGCCUGAAGUCAGCGAUGGUGGAGCUGUCAUUGUCCCCAUCCAGCACCGCACAAACCUUCUCGAAUGCGAUGACGACGAAUGGGAAGAAAUUCGCAAUUUCAUGAAGUGUCUUACACGCAUGUACCACGACCAAGGACGCGACGUCAUCUUCUACGAGAAUGCAGCCAAUCCAGGACGCAAGCUUCACGCUGCUAUGAAUGCUGUACCGAUUCCGUUCGAACUUGGCGAGACAGCGCCGGCCUUCUUUCGCGAAGCUAUCCUGACUAAUGACGACGAGUGGUCGCAGCACAAGCCUAUCAUUGAUACGUUGAAGGCCUCGCGCUCUGGUCAAGGGAAGUCGGCAUUCAGAAGAAACCUGGCGAAGGAGAUGCCGUAUUUCCAUGUAUGGUUUGAGCUUGACGGCGGAAUGGGACACAUAGUGGAGGAUGAGCGGAGAUGGCCGCGUAGCGAUCUAUUUGCUAGGGAGACAUUGGGCGGCAUGCUUGAUGCGGAUAUCGAAGUCGUAAAGAGACAGGGGAGAUGGGUGAAGGGAGACAGACGGGUCGAUGGGUUCAGGAAACGGUGGAGCAAGUUUGACUGGACAAAGGUGCUUGCUAAUUGAUGAUCCAUCGACGAUGGUUGACGUAUGUAGCUUCCGAGCAAAUCUACCAUUAAUGCUACUGGAGUCU
This is a messenger RNA of Paraphaeosphaeria sporulosa, 2306 nucleotides long. RefSeq lists its product as uncharacterized. Gene Ontology annotation, cellular component: post-mRNA release spliceosomal complex. The transcript is spliced from 2 exons. Bases 56 to 2239 code for a protein of 727 amino acids. The record is from RefSeq and is a predicted model, not a curated record. Gene Ontology annotation, biological process: mRNA splicing, via spliceosome. Lineage: Eukaryota; Fungi; Ascomycota; Dothideomycetes; Pleosporales; Didymosphaeriaceae.